GUGGUGCAUCACGGUCGCGGUGGUGCGGGGCAACGAGGACGAGGACGACGGCGCGGAGGAAACGGAAGGGGCCGACGGGGACAGCGCGGCAGUGACGGCGGUGAGCAGCGGAGAAAGCGGAAACGGUGGAGGAGGCGAAAGGCGGAACCGAUCCACGGGAUCAUCGGAGCAGCAUCGGAUCGGAGUCAGGAGGACGCGGCGGUGCAAGGUGGCGUCGCAAAGGAGACGUGGUGCGAACCAAACUAUGCUCAAGUAUCUAACGCACAAGCUUCGCACACAAUCAAUCAACGAUGAGAACCACGGCGGUGAGAAGAUUGACGGGCACGACUCGGGCACCGAGUCCGACGGUGACCUGGAGCAGGACGACCUGAUACCGGAGGAACACGAGAUGGAGCUAAGUUUAAGCUCCCGCCAGGAUACGGCGUCACCGACCGAUACGGCAUGCUCCUCGGAAUCGCCCGCCUUCCUAGGGCCCUCGUCGGUUCAUCUGCUGCUGUACGAUCAGAACAGCUCCGAGGAAGAGCUGGAAGUGAUCAACGGUGCCGCAGGUGACGUCGGAAGUUGUAGCAUCGCCAACGGUGGUGGUGCCAGUGGCUUGGGUGGAGCAAGUGCCGGCGAUCAGCUAGAAGAUGACGAUGCCACCGAGGAGAUCGCUGAGGAGGAGGACGAAGAGGACGACAAGGAGGACUACGUGUCGCCAGUGCUGGGUCCAACGACGACGACGAUGACGGCGGCGACGGCGGCAACGACAAUCAUCGGUAGUGCCGCCGGUGGUCCGAUGGACACGGGCGGCGUGCGCGGUCAGUUUGUGUCCCUUGCCGGCGCUGUGAGUUUGGAGGACGUGUUCGCCGAAGACGGAGCCGAAUCGCUGGACGAGUACGCAAACGAGCUGUGCUUGGCCUCCAAUCCUUGUUCUCACACUCAGACACUCAGUUCUAACUCAUCCGACAAGCGGUUCAACAGCAGUCUGUUGGAAAAACGCAAACGAUCUCUGGCACAGAACUCGGACGAUGAGGUUCGCUACCUUUUAGAGCAGCAACAGCAAGCAACAGCGCCGACACAUCAUCCGCAGCACUCUCUUCAGUCUCAUCAUCAUCAUCAUCAUCAUCAUUCGAUGCGCCACCAGUCGGCAAAGCGAGAGCACCUGCAUCAGGAGCACCUGCAGCACCACCCGGAGGAGGCGCUUCUGUCGGCGCCAGUCAACUUCCGUACGUCGCCCCCCUUAGAAGCUUUAAAACCACACCGUGGCCAUAUUUUACAACGCUCGACCACUCCACUGAUACUCACCGAGGGCGCUUGUGUGGGGCCACCGGGAGCCGGGAGCGCCGACGUAUGGUCCGGCUCGAGAUCGUCGCUGCUCUCCUCGGCCACGUCUUCACUGUCCUCGCUCGGUGGCAGUGCGGGUUCCGGCAGUGGAUUCUACGGACCCGGGCUGGUGGGUGGUGGUACAGGCGGUCUCCGGUUCACCCUCGGCCGUCGCCCCAUUGGCUGUGAUAGUCCUCUGACUGCUGUGAGCCAUCAUCGCACCACCAACAGCACCAAUCAAUACGGUGGUGGUGGUGGCAGCAACAGCCUAGGAUCCGGUCUUAGUACAACAACCAGAGCGUCAUCAUCCUCGUCGUCGUCGUCGCCGCCACCGCCGCUGUCAUCCACGACGAGUCCGGGAUCUGCGGUAGAUCCCUGCCCCCUAGGAGCAGCAGCAGUAGAGCGGUCCAGUGGCGGCGCCUCGGUAGUAGUAACCAAUAUGGACGUCAGCCGGUCCGUUAGUCCUCCGGCGAAAAUGUUUCACUGUGCGGUUUCUCCCCGGCGCCGCCAACCGCGCCACCAGCAGCAGCGUUUGCAGCGGCCCCACAGGCCCUGUUUAGAUUUCGAUAAAAUGCAGCAACUGAAGGCACGCUCGGUGACCACUUGGCGACACAGUAACGAGCACUCGGGCGAACUGUCCGUCUUUUGCUGGUGAUGAUGAGUGACCCACGUGUUGCCCUCGCCAUGGGACGACGCGACCAGCACGACGACGACGACGGUUGGCGGCGGUUCGUUCGAAAUGGCUGUGGUGUGAUUGAUUUCCAGCCGACUCGGGCCGAUCGAGAUGAUUUCUCGAUCGAGAUUUGUGAUUUUUCCGGAAGCAACAAGACAUACACACAGUACAAGAGAGAGAGAGAGCGAGAGAGGGAUUACGUUUGUUUACGGCGUGCGAUCUCUCGGAGCGGAGCACAAGCUCGAUCGAUCGAUAGUCUUUGGGCCGGCGCGGCAGCACUACUAAAUGCGCGAUCGCCCAGAAGUUGAUGUACGCACACAGCACGAUGGCCAGAGGCCG
Molecule: messenger RNA, 2317 nt
Organism: Anopheles cruzii
Lineage: Eukaryota; Metazoa; Arthropoda; Insecta; Diptera; Culicidae
Gene: Reph
Product: AF4/FMR2 family member lilli
Exons: 5
Coding region: 245-1960 (571 amino acids)
Source: RefSeq, a predicted model, not a curated record